Scheffersomyces amazonensis is the source of this 615-nucleotide messenger RNA. RefSeq lists its product as uncharacterized. The transcript has a single exon. The coding region runs from base 94 to 504 and encodes 136 amino acids. NCBI's taxonomy places the organism in Eukaryota, Fungi, Ascomycota, Pichiomycetes, Serinales, Debaryomycetaceae. The record is from RefSeq and is a predicted model, not a curated record.
UAUAUAUUAUAUUGAAAUAGUAUAAUUGUUGUAGAAGUGUAUAUUUGAAAUAAGUUUUGUUAAUAAUAUUACAAAAGUAUUGCAAAAUAAAAAAUGUCUGAAACACAAGAACAAGAAACAAGUCCAUUUUAUGGAGGAAUUAAAUCAUAUGAUAUUCAUACUUAUUGGAAUAAUAAUAAUAAAGAAGAAACAGAAUUUGCAUUUAAUUUAAGAGAACAAGUAUUAAAAGAUUUUGCUAAAGAAAUUGAAAAUGGAGAUAUAAGAAUUUAUAAAUUUUGGGAAAAGCCUAUUGGACCCCAUCCUAUAAAUAUGUGGGAACUUGAUUUCAAGAGUCCAGAAAUCUUUAGUGUUAUUGUACCAUAUUUCCAAAUUCACCAUGGGAAAUUAUCGGUCUUAAUCCAUCCUAGAUCUACUCAAGGUGCAUUUAGAGAUCAUACUGCCAAUGCAUUGUGGCUUGGACAUAAGCUUAGACUCGAUACUGAGCUUUUAAAAAAAGAGGCCUGAUAACAAUAUACAAUGUACAAUAUAGUAUAUAUAUAUAUAUAUAUAUAAUGUAGUACAUAGAUAGUAUAUCCUAUAUAUAGUACAUAUACAGUACACAGUACACAAUACACU